CUAUAUGACAUUGGACUAGGAUUCAUACGAUGGAGAGCAUGCUGCAAUUUAUUGUCCUCCUAUCUAUUGUGAUUUUGUCUUGUGCGGGGUGUGGUCCUUGUCAAUACGAUCUGGUGACUGGACCCUACGGUGUGGCCGACGAUGCUUUCUCAGCGUCAUCUACUCACGGCAGUUGCAGUUUAGUAAGAGUAAGAUUCAGCAAUUCAAAAGGCUGGUGUCCGGCUCACACCGGAGACGGACACUUUUUACAGGUGGAGUUUCGAUCUGUCUCAUUGCUCAAGGCAAUACAGACUAAGGGACGGGGAGACUAUAGUCAGUGGGUGUCGUUGUACAGUGUCAACAUCAGUAUGGACGGAAUCACCUGGACGUCCUUAUCGAACUCUACAGGUGACGUACAGAUAUUUUCCGGGAAUUCUGACAGAGACACAGUCGUGACCAAUGUACUAGAAGGGACCGUCAUAGCCAAGUAUAUCCGGAUUAUAUCCGUCUACGGAAAUUCCUACAGAUCGAUGAGGCUAGAGGUACAAGGGUGCCCGUAUUUAGAAAUUAGCAGUACAUGUCAUCGCUGGGAAGCCACACUUGGAUCCACAGGUGACGUCCGUCCUGUUCUCGUAGACACAUUUGCAUCAAGUCAAGGACUAUGUGGAUUAAAAUGCUACAGACAUUCGGAUUGUGAAAGCUUCCUGUUUGACGUCACUUCCGCUCGCUGAAGAUUACUUAAAACGGCUCUCAAUGGAUCACAGGACACAGUUAACCUGGAGGGGAUUUGGUAUUUUUUGAAAAGUUGACUAUGACAGCUUCCAAUGUGACGUUACAUCCAACUACUUUAGUAAAUCUCAAAGGGCAUGUAAACCAUAUUCGGCUUUGACAAUAUACCUGAAGUUUUGAAAAAUGGAUGGUUCACCUUUUUAUUAUUUAUUUGAAUAUUUUGUUUUGAUUUGAUUGUUGACUUUAAAGCGGCCAUGCUGUUAUUGU
Molecule: messenger RNA, 975 nt
Organism: Mizuhopecten yessoensis (Yesso scallop)
Lineage: Eukaryota; Metazoa; Mollusca; Bivalvia; Pectinida; Pectinidae
Product: inactive carboxypeptidase-like protein X2
Exons: 5
Coding region: 30-710 (226 amino acids)
Source: RefSeq, a predicted model, not a curated record